Molecule: messenger RNA, 844 nt
Organism: Penaeus indicus
Lineage: Eukaryota; Metazoa; Arthropoda; Malacostraca; Decapoda; Penaeidae
Exons: 2
Coding region: 21-704 (227 amino acids)
Source: RefSeq, a predicted model, not a curated record
UCGUCAGGCAUGACAACUGCAUGGAUGCAAUGGAUUCCGUGAUGGACGACUGGGAUGACAGGAGGUGGACGAUGAGGCCUCGUCGCUGCCUCGCACGUCGACAGAGACCAUGCCCCUACAUUACCCCUGGUUGGGCAUCACUUCUCGACGACGCUCCUUUGCUGAUUAUUGGUUCAGGCGACGACACUCGGUCUGCCAAGAAGAAUGAGGAACAUUUCAAAAGAAAUAACACCCAAAAACAAAAACUCACACAGAAUGACAAGAAAAGUCACACUGGGACCAUGAAGGAGAAAGAACAGAGUGUAGAAACCACAGAUAGAGAAAUCAGCAAUGACAAGAAGAGCUUAGAGAAGGAGUGGCGGUACAGCGUAAACGUGGGCGGAUGUGACGAAGUGCGGGCGUUCACGGAAGAUGGGCUGUUGGUUGUGGAGGGUCGUGGACGUGACAGUGCCUCGUCAGUGAUGAUUCGUCACGUGACAACACUUCCUCCACACGUCAAAGCCGAGACGUUAACGGCGACACAGAAAGAGGGACGACUUGUGUUGAGCCAGAAAAGCGACGCAAUCCCUCCUUCGGUUGUGAAGAUCCCCAUCACCAAAGCUGAAGAGAAAACGACACUGGAAGGCAAAGAAGUCUCCAACGAUCAACAACAACAACAAUCAAGUACUACGCAGACAGAUGAUUCAAGCAAAGAAAGAGAUUAAGAAAACUAUAUAACUUUUGUCAAAAUAUCUCAGUCAUUGUACAAAAGGUAGAAAUGAAGCAUGUCAGUUGUAUCAUUCCAAUUCAUCAUAUUGAUGUACUAAACUUAAAUAAAGUUAUCAAAUAAACAUAUUUCUAUAAA